AUGAUGAAUUUAGCUGUAGUUACCCCCCUUCUCGUCAUGUUGGUGAUUUCGUUACAAUCUGUUGGAGCUCGGAGAAGAUGUUGGUGUGAUGCCCGGGUAAACGGCAUAGUUAUUAAAAAUUUUGGUGUAAUUGCCAGUUGUAGUGGAUGGUGCGGAUGUAGAAAUGAUAAUAUCAAUCGAUGUGGUUUAACUUGUGAUGAAAAGGUCCAUCAAUGGGCAGAAACUGUUUGUUUACAGAAAUAUAAAGGACAACAAGUUCGAUCUCACUUUAAAGCCAGCAGUUGCAAGACCGGAGAUGGAAAACGCACUUACACUUGCAACCCUCCGAAAUUAUGUACUAAAAAAGUCACCAAACGUGUUGCUUAUACUUGUUAUAAAGUGGUGACCCAAACAGUGACCUAUCCAUGUGGUAGACCUAUUUCUCCCGUUCUACCAAUCAGUCCUGCCGGGGGAUUACCUCUUCGUCCCUCAAUUAAAGACAGAAUCGAAGAUAUGGUGAGGUAA
Messenger RNA from Lottia gigantea (owl limpet), 504 nucleotides. RefSeq lists its product as hypothetical. Bases 1 to 504 code for a protein of 167 amino acids. The transcript has 2 exons. Lineage: Eukaryota; Metazoa; Mollusca; Gastropoda; Lottiidae. The record is from RefSeq and is a predicted model, not a curated record.